CUAGUCCCAGACAACGGACCAAAAACACUGGAACCUUGGAACUCUCCCUCAUUCAAAGCCUGACCAACCCCAACUUCACCAGUCCCGUCCACCUCUUCAUCCUCCUCCACCUUUUAAAACCCUCUUCUACGCCAUUUACCCUCCGCCACGAUUCCUUUAUUUCACUUGACAUAUCGUAUCGCUCGGUAUAGCAAUUCCGCCAAGCAAACGCUCCCACCAUACAUUCACAGCGCUUAACGCUGACUCUCGACCCAUUUGUAUUCUCGCAACCGGCGAUAGAAUUUGGAACUUUGGUUUACGACGUCCAGCACUACGAAACCACCGCUGGUGUCUUAACGGCCAACACACAAACCCUCUUUAUCGGCAAACAUAUUCGUCACCAAUUUUGGCUUAGACAGCUUGCACUGUCUUUGAGUGAUUUAUUCAUUCAUUGAUUGUUGAACAAGGAUCGUUCCCAAGUCCCAUCGGGUGCUUUUGGAACUUGCGACAACAUGAACGUUCUGCUCUCGCCUCAGCCUCCUGUCUUCCCUCAUCAACACGAAAACCCUCGUCUCUCCCCUCAGCGAUCCCUGCCUCCCUUUCACAGUAUGGCCUCUCGAAAGCGGAAAGCUGACGAGGAUGGUGAUGAGACCAUGUCACCCAGGAGUUCUCCUACCAUCUCUGCUCGACCUCUAGCUCGACCAUCGAAGAAAGUUCGAUCCAACGAAGUCAUCGGUCGACCUCUUGCACUUCCACGACUUCUCGAGACUCUUGAUACUUCCCAGCUAAGAACCGUCCUUGAGCGCAUAUGCGAAACCCGUCCCGAUAUUGGUCAUGAGGUUGUCUCACAAGCUCCUCGUCCUUCAGUUCCGUCCGCCCUGCAAGUUUUGCAAGGUUACGAGGCGAAGUUGAAGGAUGCUAUUCCAUACGGCGAAACUAGCCCGGAAUACACCUACUAUCGGAUUAAAGAGCCGCUGGUUGCUUUGAUUGACGCACUAUCUGACUUCACCCCUCAAUUCCUCCCACCAAAUGAAAACCAGCCUACCAAAUCACUUGAAUUCUUGGACGAGGCCACAAACAUUAUUCAUAGACUUCCCAAUUGGGAGCCGCAGACAUACCGACACCAUAAGGAAACUGCAUAUGAAGAAAUAUCGAAGGCAUGGGCACUCGUUAUCAACGAGGCUGGCAAGAGGGCUGGUGGUUUUAAUUUACAUACUGGAGGAUGGGACCAAAUUUUGUCUCGACACAAUGAACAAUCCGGUGAUCGUCUUGCCUCAGCAAUCAACGCCAUGUCCACGAGUGUUGGAUGGAUAGGCGCCAAUGCAAACCCAGGAGCUGGAGGGCCCUCUGACCCUAAUUCUAUUCUCAACCAGCUCAUGUCUGGUACCUAUGGAGCUCCCGUUAGAGUUGGGCCCUGGUAGGGACAGUUGUGACCUGGAGCUCUCCAAGAUAAUGAUUGCAUAUCGCGGCGCACCGGACGAGUCAUCUUCGCACAUAUUACGACCAAAUCAUUACGACGACUUUCAUUUGGCAGCAUUGGCGGCAUAGACUUGAGGCACCCAUUUCUUUAUUUUACGGCAGGGUGGUCGGCGUUUUGCGUGCAUUUUUUUUAUAUCCCUUUCCUUCACUUAUGAACCAGUAGGGAUUACUGUUAUACGGAUUGGUUGAUUUCCCAAGCAACCCCGACAGCGCAGACAGACUGCGUGUGCCUGUAUGUAGAAAUUUGAUAUAUUUCGUUUGUUAUCUUGACAGUCUUGGCAGAAAGCUUGCAGACCGUUCUCGACGAACCUCAUUUAAUGGUUUCUUGUGACGACUACCACUGGAUACAUGUCGAUGCAACCUGUUGAUAUUCCUGCAUGUACUUUUUUUUCUGUCAGCCAAAUAUGUCACCCUGACUAGGACCUAUCGUGGAGUAAAUAGUAUCCGUCUUUUAGAUCCCGUGGAAUUAUGUAGACGAUCCGGCUCUAUUCCGUCCCUAUCACUAAACCGAAAGGGAAAGACUGAUAGCCGCAUCUAGUUGACCUCAACGCAUUGAAUGAACGUUUAUCAGAUAAGGCAGCUGUUGAAACUAGGUUAUUCAAGCUGUAUUGUCGUCAAGAGGAAACCUCUAUAGCUAAAAAGGUCCAAGACGAACACUAUGGUAUGUAAAGCAGGUAAGCCCUAAUGGGUAUUUGUAUCCUAAUUGCGUCUCGAGCUUCGUGUAUUUACAACCCUUCAGUUUCAAGAAAUGGCAUUCCUCUUUGAGAUGUUCUCACUGUCAUCGAGAUCCUUUUCUUGAGCUUGAAGCCGAUAAACUAGGUAUUAAAAAUACUAAGUGUCACAAGCCUUAGGGAG
Fusarium odoratissimum NRRL 54006 is the source of this 2313-nucleotide messenger RNA. RefSeq lists its product as uncharacterized. Gene Ontology annotation, cellular component: nucleus. Gene Ontology annotation, biological process: nuclear protein quality control by the ubiquitin-proteasome system; proteasome localization. The transcript has 2 exons. Bases 492 to 1400 code for a protein of 302 amino acids. NCBI's taxonomy places the organism in Eukaryota, Fungi, Ascomycota, Sordariomycetes, Hypocreales, Nectriaceae. The record is from RefSeq and is a predicted model, not a curated record.